AUAGAACUACCUACCGUAACCCACUAAGAGUACGGUAGUUGCCCCCCACAGAGCCCCGCUGCGGUACCUACGGAAACAACAUCCUCGGUAUCCGCGUCCGGUUUAUCGAAGAAAUGACGUCUCUUCCGACUGUCAAUGCUGGCCGCAUCCUAGCAAAGCCGAUACGCGGCCGUAUCCAUAUUCACUACGACGGCGAUGAUGACUGCGUCGUUUUCAUUCGCUGCAAUGGCCGAGAAUUUCAGAUCGAGUUGUCGCCUUUCUUCCUUUGCAAUUCGCCUGUCAUCACCUCUCGGUACCACAAGUUCGUCGCCGCGGUCAGGGACAGGGGUGAGAUGGACGCAGAGGAAGAAGGCGACUCGGACGAGGAAGAAGAUCCGGAAGAGAUCCAAACCCACUUCUAUGACUGGAUCAUCAGUGUGUUCGAGCCAAUCUUCUCAAAAGUAGCCCCAGAUGUCCCGUCGUCCUUUGAUCCCGACAUGAUUCGAACGGGGGAAGCGAAGCCGUUGCUGUCCGAGUAUCUUUCCCCCGAGACACACCGAUGCCGGCUCGAAUCAGAAAACGACAAACCCAUCCCGAUUCAUAUGCCGGACGAGGAGAGUCAGUUUAUGGAGCCUCUUUGCCAUAUCGAUCCAGACCUCGCAAGAGAGCUCCAAGAAUAUGUCAAGUUUUUCGAUCCGUCCGCGGUCGAAGUUUCGUUCGGGCGCCCAGAACGGGCGCUGGAUGAAAGCCCGACUCGAGUCUUGGUCGACUUUGGUAGUUCGGGUGAGAAGAUAGCUUGCUUCUUCAAGGGGUUCGGGGCUGGGGCUUUUAUCUCUCUUGAGAGAGAACUGGAAGCUCAUCGCCGACUCCUCAAGUCCAACGUGGUGCCCGAGGCGCGCGUGGUCCGUCUGCUUGGCGUUGUAGCAGCAGAGGAUGGCAGGGUAGCGGGCUUGCUGCUUCCUUAUGUUGACUGCCGCCGCGAGGACGGCGGGGUUCUAGACGACAUCUAUCUACGUCGCACGCCAACCCCGCUAAGGGAACGUUGGGCGACACAGGUCAAAGAAGCGGUCCAGCAGCUCCACGAAGGAGGCGUUGUCUGGGGCGAUGCGAAGGCCGACAACAUUUUGAUCGAUAAGGAGAACAACGCUUGGUUGAUCGGCUUCCGGGUUGGUUCAAGUUAUACUGAAGCCUGGGUCGACGAGGAGAAGGGCGACACAACGGAGGGCGAUUGGCAGGGGGUGGAGAGAAUUGUCGAAUAUCUGUUUAGCGAGCGGUAUGAUCCUGACUCAGCGUCAGGUUCCGAAUUUGACGCGGUGGAGGAAUAGGCGGUUUAAGAGGAUGGAUCAUUCCACGGAUCCUGGGUAACGUGGGUAGGUAAAUGAUAUAUCUAGGUAGGUUGCACCUCCAUUCUAGCGGCACUGCCUUAUAAUUAUGUGUACUAUGGGUAUAAUACCGUGCGGUCACUGUUAACGCCUAGAGGGACAUGUGUCCACCGAAGAUGAAACCACCGCGUAUAGAGGCAGCAAGAAGUACGGAAACUAGAGCCUACUAGCCUAAGAAUAACAAUCCAAACCACGCUAUAUAGUAUUGUCCAG
Molecule: messenger RNA, 1574 nt
Organism: Chaetomium fimeti
Lineage: Eukaryota; Fungi; Ascomycota; Sordariomycetes; Sordariales; Chaetomiaceae
Exons: 2
Coding region: 114-1304 (396 amino acids)
Biological process (GO): protein phosphorylation
Molecular function (GO): protein kinase activity; ATP binding
Source: RefSeq, a predicted model, not a curated record